AUGUGUGGUAGAUAUGCUCUCGGCGUGCGCAUGGCCUUCAUGCGUCGUCGCCUCCAAGAACAAGGCCUCCAGGUCGACGAAGCGCCCUCCGAUGACGAGGUCCGAGAAACCUACAACUUCGCUCCGGGGAACUUUGGUGCUGUCUAUCGUGCGGAUAUAUAUCCUUCUGAACACGGCGAGGGACAAUAUGAGAACGACGACAGCGGACCUCACAAUACAUCACGUACCCAGAAUAGAGAUGGAGGGAAAGACGAACAAACGCAAUCAAGCUCCCAGCUCCACUACAAAAUCCAAAGUAUGAAGUGGGGACUGGUUCCGUCUUGGACGAAGCGGAAACCAGAUUACGGGUCGCUGAUGCGGACGAUCAAUUGUCGGGAUGACUCGUUGGUCGAGGAUCGCGGGAUGUGGACGUCUAUGAAGCGGAAGAAGAGGUGUGUGAUUGUCUGCCAGGGUUUCUAUGAGUGGUUGAAGAAGGGGCCUGGGGGGAAGGAGAAAGUGCCGCAUUUUGUGAAGCGGAAGGAUGGGGAGUUGAUGCUUUUUGCUGGGUUGUGGGAUUGUGUUUCUUAUGAAGUGAGGCGAUGA
This is a messenger RNA of Aspergillus oryzae RIB40, 582 nucleotides long. RefSeq names its product SOS response-associated peptidase. The coding region runs from base 1 to 582 and encodes 193 amino acids. Lineage: Eukaryota; Fungi; Ascomycota; Eurotiomycetes; Eurotiales; Aspergillaceae. The record is from RefSeq and is a predicted model, not a curated record. Gene Ontology annotation, molecular function: single-stranded DNA binding. Gene Ontology annotation, biological process: DNA damage response. The transcript is spliced from 3 exons.